AGGGGGGCGGAGCCAGGCCUCGUCUGGAGGAGGAGCCUCGGCCAGGUUGCCGGGCUUUGAUUUGAGGCUCGCCCUUGUGGGCGGGAAUAGCGGCCUCCGCUGGGGGCGUUAGUUAGGUUACCUAGGCGGCCGCUGAAGGAACACUCAGGCUCUGAGGCAGGAUAAGCGCAAGCAUGUGAAUUUUGGGACACAGGAGAGGGAUGGGGCGACAUGGGGGCGUGGCCUGGACCACUGACUGCAAAGGGUCCAGGAUGCGGGCUCCCGGAGCGGGAACGGCCUCGGUGGCCUCGCUGGCGCUGCUCUGGCUGCUGGGGCUCCCGUGGACCUGGAGCGCGGCAGCGGCGUUCGGUGUGUACGUGGGCGGCGGCGGCUGGCGCUUCCUGCGUAUCGUCUGCAAGACGGCGAGGCGGGACCUCUUCGGCCUCUCAGUUCUGAUUCGUGUGCGGCUGGAGCUGCGGCGCCACAGGCGCGCAGGAGACACGAUCCCGCGCAUCUUCCAGGCGGUGGCCCAGCGACGGCCCGAGCGCCUCGCGCUGGUGGACGCCAGCAGCGGUGUGUGCUGGACCUUCGCACAGCUGGACACCUACUCCAAUGCGGUGGCCAACCUGUUCUGCCAGCUGGGCUUCGCACCAGGCGAUGUGGUGGCCGUGUUCCUGGAGGGCCGGCCUGAGUUCGUAGGGUUGUGGCUGGGCCUGGCCAAGGCUGGUGUGGUGGCAGCGCUGCUCAAUGUCAACCUGAGGAGGGAGCCCCUGGCUUUCUGCCUGGGCACAUCAGCUGCCAAGGCCCUCAUUUAUGGUGGGGAGAUGGCGGCAGCGGUGGCGGAGGUGAGCGAGCAGCUGGGGAAGAGCCUCCUCAAGUUCUGCUUGGGAGACCUGGGACCCGAGAGCGUCCUGCCCGACACGCAGCUCCUGGACCCCAUUCUCGCCGAGGCGCCCACCACACCCCUGGCACAAGCCCCAGGCAAGGGCAUGGAUGAUCGGCUGUUUUACAUCUAUACCUCGGGAACCACAGGGCUUCCUAAGGCGGCCAUUGUGGUGCACAGCAGGUACUACCGCAUCGCAGCCUUCGGGCACCACUCCUACAGCAUGCGGCCCGCUGACGUGCUCUACGACUGCCUGCCCCUCUACCACUCGGCAGGGAACAUCAUGGGUGUGGGACAGUGCGUCAUCUACGGGCUGACUGUGGUGCUGCGGAAGAAGUUCUCCGCCAGCCGCUUCUGGGAUGACUGUGUCAAGUACAACUGCACGGUAGUGCAGUACAUCGGGGAGAUCUGCCGCUACCUGCUGAGACAGCCGGUUCGCGACGUGGAGCGGCGGCACCGAGUGCGCCUGGCCGUGGGGAACGGGCUGCGGCCCGCCAUCUGGGAGGAGUUCACGCAGCGCUUCGGCGUGCGGCAGAUCGGCGAGUUCUACGGCGCCACCGAGUGCAACUGCAGCAUCGCCAACAUGGACGGCAAGGUCGGCUCCUGCGGCUUCAACAGCCGCAUCCUCACGCACGUGUACCCCAUCCGCCUGGUCAAGGUGAAUGAGGACACGAUGGAGCCGCUGAGAGACGCCCAGGGCCUAUGCAUCCCGUGCCAGCCUGGGGAGCCCGGACUUCUCGUGGGUCAGAUCAACCAGCAGGACCCUCUGCGACGCUUCGACGGCUACGUUAGCGACAGCGCCACCAGCAAGAAGAUCGCCCACAGCGUGUUCCGCAAGGGCGACAGUGCCUACCUCUCAGGUGCGGAGCCGCGUGGCCGGCGACCUGCGCUCGGCUGCCCGGCUGCCCUCCCUGCUGAGGGUCUUAGCCACUCUGAUGACCUCAGCAGUCCCCACUGA
This is a messenger RNA of Peromyscus eremicus (cactus mouse), 1820 nucleotides long. It is a transcript of the gene Slc27a1, whose product is annotated as solute carrier family 27 member 1. The coding region runs from base 201 to 1820 and encodes 539 amino acids. The transcript has 11 exons. Gene Ontology annotation, biological process: positive regulation of heat generation; long-chain fatty acid import into cell; negative regulation of phospholipid biosynthetic process. The record is from RefSeq and is a predicted model, not a curated record. Lineage: Eukaryota; Metazoa; Chordata; Mammalia; Rodentia; Cricetidae. Gene Ontology annotation, cellular component: mitochondrial inner membrane; plasma membrane. Gene Ontology annotation, molecular function: long-chain fatty acid transmembrane transporter activity; long-chain fatty acid-CoA ligase activity; fatty acid transmembrane transporter activity.